AUCCCCCCCCUCGGAGCAGUGCAGCCCCCUCCCCCCGUGCAUGCAGCUCCCUCCCCCUCGCACCUGACGUCAGCUUUCUGGGCUUCUCCUCCAAGCCCCUCCGAUGCAUUUGGACUCUCGGCUCUGGCACCGGGAACAAUGAGUCGCUGCCGGCUUGCAAGCUUCGCCCGCGCCUGCCUCCUGCUCCUGGCCGGCUGCUGCUGCAGCAGAGGAGGAGCGGAUAGCAAUGUGGCAGUCUAUAUGCCGGAUUUGGUGGAGGCAAAGCUUGGGGAUACAGCCAUUAUCAAAUGCGAAUUCGCCCUCCCAGAGAAUGGCAGCUACGUUUACGUCAACUGGUACUCGAUGGAGAAGGGCAAAAUGGAAAGGAAGAAGCUCAUUUACAUGGUCCAGGGCAAAGAACACCAAGAUGAGCCUCCCAAUGACCGGUUAAGCAUCACACCUGAUUUCUUCCUCAAGAUUAACAAGGUGGUCCUGCAGGAUGCCAAGAAUUACGUGUGCCAGGUGGGGCUCGGCAUGCACGGCGUCGCUGAGAACCGGAGUGAACUGCACGUCUCCAAAGCUCCAGAAAAACCUGAGAUUCAGAAGACUAAUCGUGGUAUCAGCACAGGAGACCCUCAUUUGAGUGAGAUUGCAACCUGCACCAGCCGCAAUGGCUAUCCAACACCAACCCUCACUUGGUACAAGGAUGGAGUCCCUCUGAAGUUGGAUGGGAAUGGUGAGUUAUUAACAGAAAUUGAGAUCCGUCCCGGGCUCAUCAAGGAAUCAAGUGGCCUGUGGACUGUCCGCAGCACCCUUUCGGCAAAAGUCACCAAAGAAGACCGCAGUGCUGAGUUCUACUGCCAAGUCAGUUACACCCUGAUGGGGAAUAACAAGACAUCCAAGUCGGACAGCUUCAAAGUCGACGUUCAUUAUCCCUCUGAGAGUCUCCGCUUUGUGGUUGAUGCUCCAGGCCCGGAUGUGAAGGAGGGAGAUAAUGUGACCCUGCGCUGCGAAGCAGAUGGGAAUCCCCCACCUCUGUAUACUUUGUACAGAAUGGAGAAGGAGGAAGUCUCCGAACAGGGUUCUGAACAGGGGUUCCUGCACCUUUACAACAUCAACAAGGAGCGCAGUGGGGUCUACAUGUGCAAAGUGCUUGACUUGCAGGAUGUUAUGCUUGUGGAGCUGACGGCCAACGUGACUCUGCUGGUGAACUAUCUUGAUGAGCCUAUGAUAACCUCUGUGCCUCCAGUGACCUCGCUCAGACAGCUGCAGGAAGGAGAGGAUGCGCUCCUUACCUGUAAUGCAACAGGCUCCAAGCCCUUGGCAUUCCACUGGGAAAAGAAAGGGAGGGUGAUUGAGAAGGGGAAUCUUCUGAACUUGACCAACGUCAGCUUCGACACCUCAGGCAAAUACACCUGUGUUGUAGAGAUGCCGAUGCCAGGCACCCCUGCUGUUUCCCGCUCCAAACAGGUUCAAGUGACCGUCCAUGCAAAACCAGUUCUGGUCGCACGGAAGGAAGUGGUGCAUGUGCAAUCAGGCGAGAUGGUGAACUUAACGUGCACCGGGUACUCGACACCCCCCUUGCUAAUCUCAUGGAGUGUCAAUGGAUCGGUCUUUACCUCAGUCAUGCAGGGUCAUCAGCGCAACAGCACAGUCCUGUUCCAAGUCACUGAAGCCCUUCUAGAAUCGGGAGUCAAUUGCACCGCCAAAAAUAGGAUGGGCACCACUCAGCACCACUUCAUGCUGGCACAGAGGCAAGAAGGAGGAACUCCCAAUGCCAAGACUGCAGAGCAGACAGCACAGGAGAGCAAAGGUGUGAUCAUUGUGGCCGUCGUCAUCUGCAUCCUGGCGAUUGCUGUCCUGGGCGCCGUCCUUUACUUCCUGCACAAGAAAGGGAAGCUCACCUGUGGCCGCUCAGGCAAACAAGAGAUCACAAAGCCCGAAGCGCAUAAAGACGAGAUUGUAGUUGAAGUUAAGUCAGAUAAACUUCCUGAAGAGGCGGGGCUCCUGCAGGGCGCCAACGGUGAGAAGAGAUCGGCAGGUGACCAGGGAGAGAAAUACAUCGAUUUGAGGAACUGAGAAAGGAGAGACAGCUGCGCCCCUUCGAAGAUUUCUCCUGUUCCUUCUCGAUGCCUCCACCCCUCUUGCUCCCCCGGUCAUAGUCUUUCAGAGGCACAGCAGCAGCAAAUUAAGGCACAAUAUGGCUCCACAGCAAAUAAUACUUUGCAACCUCACCCUCAGGUUUUUGAAGGACAAAGCAGCUGAAGCAAAUCAGCAGUUUUCAGACCAAAAAAAAAGGGAGUCUUAGUUUAAAAAUUACUCCCUUUAGAGAAUCCACGUUAAGGAGGGGUUUUUGAGCGGGGCAGGUAGAGGAACAUAUAGUCUACCAUAAUUGUAUGGGGCUUCAGUCAGUUUGUAAAAGAAAAAAAUAUAACAGCGAAGCGCUUGCUGAGCUGAAUUGGUUGGAGAUUUUUUUUUUUUUGAGACUUUGUAAAUUGGAGAAGAAAACUUUAAAAUCUUACCUUAUAGACAGGAUUGGAGAAUGGCGAGUGUGUGAUGGAUUUGGCUCCGUCUGGCAUGUAGAAUACUUGUGGAAAGCCAGAGUUGCCUCAGCUGUUCUUUGAACUGUUGCUGUUCUUCGCAGCAAGGUGCUGAAGGAAUCAGCUGCGCUUCAGAAGCCCUAGCCCUCAAAAGGGCAGAGGGUGGGGUGGGAAUGGAGGCAAGAAGUCUUAAGGACACUCACUAGGGACUCAGCUUCAUUGAAGUCAGUGCUGCUUACUUCCAAUUUAAUAUAAAGGAUAACUGUACAGAGAGGAGGCUCUCUCUGCACUUCAGAUGUUAUGACAGGAAUAAAGUCUCUUUUUUGUACAAACACUGUAUAGUCACACUUGUUUUUACCCAAGAACGUAGGUUAUUGUCCCUUCUGUCCCCCCCCCCAAA
Messenger RNA from Podarcis raffonei (Aeolian wall lizard), 2919 nucleotides. RefSeq names its product melanoma cell adhesion molecule (gene MCAM). Gene Ontology annotation, cellular component: cell-cell junction. Gene Ontology annotation, biological process: cell-cell adhesion. The transcript is spliced from 16 exons. The record is from RefSeq and is a predicted model, not a curated record. Gene Ontology annotation, molecular function: cell adhesion molecule binding. NCBI's taxonomy places the organism in Eukaryota, Metazoa, Chordata, Lepidosauria, Squamata, Lacertidae. The coding region runs from base 139 to 2058 and encodes 639 amino acids.